CGCGUGCCUGGGGGUGCGGAGCUGGAGACCGACCGAGAUAGGUGGGGCGGGGGGCGGAGCGACGAGCCGCGGCCUGGGCAGAGACCCCGACGGGGAUGCUUGGUGUUCCCGGGCACCCGCUCGAGGCUCCGGUUCAAAGCGCAGUUCCCUUUCCACUGGAAACCAGUAGUGUGUAAAAUCUGCCCGUGUCUGGGGCCCAGCGUAACUUUAAAAGCCAGCUAAGUGGUGAUUCUGUGGUGUAAAGGUGACCAACCGAAUUCCUGGAACACUUUCCUGGGGAGGACCGUUUCUCCUAAUCACCGCUACGGUGUGAACAUCACAAAUGUCGUCCAGUGAUAGAAGAUCCAGGAAUCGGGACAGACACUAUGAUGAGGUCCCAAGGGACUCAGACUAUCCAGAUGGCACUGUGAGAACCUUCCAGACUCUUCGAGACAGUGAGCUGGCCGUGAGCGCUGAUCCACUGCCACCACCCCCUCUCCCAUUACAGCCGCCCUUCGGCCCAGAAUUCUACUCAAGUGACACAGAGGAACCGGCCAUAGCGCCGGAUCUCAAGCCUGUAAGACGCUUUGUCCCUGAGUCCUGGAAGAACUUCUUCAGAGGGAAGAAAAAGGACCCGGAGUGGGAUAAGCCGGUGUCGGACAUCAGAUACAUCUCCGAUGGAGUGGAGUGUUCACCUCCAGCCUCGCCCACAAGAUCAAACCGUCGUUCACCCCCCAACUCCUGCAAAGAUCCUCACGGUGGGUCCGAAGGCAGCUGGCGUUCCCAGAAAGAGACUGAGGCCAUGUUUCCUCACGAUCCCUAUGGAUCCCUAGGCCGACACACACACACAGCUCGAACCUACAGCGAGAAGGUAGAGGAGUAUCACCUUCGGUAUUCCUACAUGAAGUCGUGGGCAGGCCUGCUGCGGAUCCUGGGGGUGGCCGAGCUGCUGCUGGGGGCCGGCGUUUUCGCCUGUGUCACGGCGUACAUUCACAAGGACAGCGAGUGGUAUAACAUGUUUGGAUAUUCACAGCCCUACGGCAUAGGAGGCGUGGGUGGCCUGGGCAGUACCUACGGGGGCUAUUACUACAGUGGCCCCAAAACCGCUUUUGUCCUUGUGGUUGCUGGCUUGGCCUGGGUGACCACCAUCAUCCUCCUGGUGCUUGGCAUGUCCAUGUAUUAUCGGACCAUUCUUUUGGACUCAAAUUGGUGGCCCCUCACUGAAUUUGGAAUCAAUGUCUCCUUGUUUAUUUUGUACAUGGCCGCAGCCAUAGUCUAUGUGAACGAUACCAACCGAGGGGGACUCUGCUACUAUCCGCUAUUUAACACGCCAGUGAACGCAGGAUUCUGCCGGGUGGAAGGAGGACAGAUAGCAGCCAUGAUCUUCCUCUUUGUCACCAUGAUUGUCUAUCUCAUUGGUGCUUUGGUUUGCCUAAAGUUGUGGAGGCACGAGGCGGCUCGGAGACACAGGGAAUACAUGGAGCAACAGGAGAUAAGUGAGCCAUCAUUGCCAUCGAAAAGGAAAAUGUGUGAUAUGGCCACCAGUUGUGAGAGACAGAGAGACCAAGAAGUUAAUUUUAAAGAACUAAGAGCAACAAAAAUGAAACCUGAACUUCUGAGUGGACAUAUUCCCCCAGGCCACAUCCCCAAACCGAUCGUGAUGCCAGACUACGUGGCGAAAUACCCUAUGAUUCAGACAGAUGAUGAGCGAGAACGCUAUAAAGCUGUGUUCCAGGACCAGUUUGCAGAGUACAAAGAGCUCUCCGCAGAAGUUCAGGCUGUCCUGAGGAAGUUUGAUGAGCUGGAUGCCGUGAUGAGCAGAUUGCCGCAUCAUUCAGAAAACCAGCAGGAACACGAGAGAAUUUCAAGAAUCCACCAAGAGUUUAAGAAAAAAAAGAAUGACCCUACAUUUCUAGAAAAAAAAGAACGCUGUGAUUAUCUGAAGAAUAAACUUUCUCACAUAAAGCAAAGGAUUCAAGAAUAUGAUAAAGUAAUGAAUUGGGAUGUACAGGAUUAUUCUUAAAACUUCUUUGAAACCAACUUUUUUAUAUCAUGCUUAAUAUUUAUUUACUAUCUUUUUUUAUGCUGGUGUCUGUGAUAGAGAAGCAAGUGCCUCAUGAAUAAGCUUCUGGUUCAUUUAGCUGGUGUGUCACAUUAAGACAGUUUGUGAUUGCAUUUCAGGCAUUUCAAAACAAUUUCAAGGGCCUUUACUGAGAGUGGAAGAAGUUCUCCUUGUGGUGUGAUGAUCAAGUGAAGUUAUCAGUCCUGGUGCUGCUCUUUCCUUUUUUACUUAGGCCGGUUCCCGGGACUUUUUAGGACAAACGUCUCAUACUAGCCAAAGAUGUCAGUUCCUCUCUUGAAAGGGGUUUGAAUCCGAGAUCAACAUUUUCAAGCCUUAUGAACGUACGCAAGUUGCUUAAUCUGCCUGUGUCCGUUUCCUCGUCUGUACAAUGGGGCAAAUUAUAGUACCUACCUCACAGGGUUGUUAUGAGGAUUAAAUGAGUUAAUGUUUGUAAGCACUUAGGGCACUCUGUAAGCACUGCACUAGAGUUUGUGAAAUACAGACCUGUUUGUGAAGUGAAUAAUCUACCUAGAACAAGUCUCAAAGAAAGGACCUUAAUGAGCAAGUCCAGCCAGCUAACCCAAGGCCAUGGCCUGUAAAUAACUCUUACACACGUUGCCUUAAAUAGAUGCUUCCCUGUGGCUCUGUGCCCACUGGGGUCCAAUGCAACCUUCUUAUCUUUCUUUAAUCAACAUCACUGUGUACACACCUUCAUGUUCCCACAGCCCAGCCAUUCCUCUAAACCUCAAAUAGAAAGACUGAGCGUUUACUGUUUCUUUUUCUGUCCUGUUUAGACAUCCAUCCUAAGGCCCUGUGAUGUUACAUCUUACUUAGAAUCUCCCUUCGCUUUAUUGGAAUGCUUCAUUAUCCCAAGAAUUAGCUUGACUUUAAGGCUUUAUUCAUGAGAAAUGUUUUAUUUUUGUUAAUGUGAACAAGAGACUGCCUUAAAAAUGUUUUUUAAAAAAUCAUUGUUAUUGGAUCCUAUUCAGCAGCGUCUAUCUUGUAGAUUAUUUCCCAGGUGUAGAAGUACAAGUGAAAUUGUUAGUCACUCAGUCGUGUCCGACUCUUUGAGACCCCAUGGACCAUAGCCCCCCAGGCUCCUCUGUCCAUGGAAUUCUCCAGGCAAGAAUACUGGAAUGGGUUGCCAUUUCCUUCUCCUUACUUCUGGUGAGAAGGAAGUAAGGAAGUAGUAGGAAGGAAGUAAGAAGUAGUAAGACAUAAAACCAAUGCUUUGGAAAAAUAAAAUUAAGGAGAAGCAAAAAUGUUUAGAAAACAGGAGAUCAGGUGGGAGAAUGCAGCAAAUCAGAAAUACAGUGUUGGCUUCAUAUAGCUGCCAUUCAAAUAAUUAACACUCGAGGAAUUUUCUAAGGUGAUAAAACCAAAGAAAAACAUGUGGAAAAGCAAAGGUUUACAAAGUGUUGGUUCCCAAAUAAGUUUUCUAGUUCUUCUUUGUCAGUGAAAUCUCGUUCAGUGUAUAUUGUUAAUAUUUUCAGUCCUCGGUUCUCAGACAAUGCUUAGGGUGCUACGAGUUUUAAGAGGUGAUACUGAGGGAAGUGUGAGGCCCCCUUGGAAACCCUCCUCAUGAACUAGAACAGCUUUACUUUCUGUUUUAUAUACUGGGGUCCCAUGUUAACAUUUCACUUAAGAAAAACACUGAUGCUUAAAAAAAAUCAGAUUAAUACUGAAAUGACGUGUCAAGGAAAUUUAACUUUGUGAAACUAUAUUUUACUAUAAUUGUAAAUGUUAAUCUUUGAAAACCCAUGUUAUAAUGUUGAUUUUUGCAGUUUUUAUGUAAAUACGUAGGUUUAUUAAAAUUUCAGUUACCUGUU
Molecule: messenger RNA, 3870 nt
Organism: Dama dama (fallow deer)
Lineage: Eukaryota; Metazoa; Chordata; Mammalia; Artiodactyla; Cervidae
Gene: MARVELD2
Product: MARVEL domain containing 2
Exons: 7
Coding region: 323-2002 (559 amino acids)
Biological process (GO): bicellular tight junction assembly
Cellular component (GO): apical plasma membrane; bicellular tight junction; cytoplasmic vesicle
Source: RefSeq, a predicted model, not a curated record